Molecule: messenger RNA, 1596 nt
Organism: Haplochromis burtoni (Burton's mouthbrooder)
Lineage: Eukaryota; Metazoa; Chordata; Actinopteri; Cichliformes; Cichlidae
Product: cell surface A33 antigen
Exons: 4
Coding region: 81-923 (280 amino acids)
Source: RefSeq, a predicted model, not a curated record
AGCUUCAUCUGAACCUCAAAGUUCAUCUCAUUUAGUCUCGUCUGGAGCUCAGAUUCUGAGUUUAAUACAGAAACACAGAAAUGUCUGCUGGAACUUCAUCACUCUGCUCCACUUUGCUAUUUUUCAGCAUCUUCAUGUUUGUCUCUGCAGGCCAGAAGAACAUCACAGCUGAGUCUGGACAGGACGUCACUCUGACAUGUCGAGAUCCAAACAACAACAUCACAGCUGUAUAUUGGAGGAAAGCUGACUUGGAGCCAAAAUAUGUCCUUUUAUACUGGAAUGGUCACUUUGAUCCAGAUCACCAGCAUCCAUCUUUUAAGAACCGGGUGGAUCUGAAGGACAGACAGAUGAAGGAUGGAGACGUGUCUUUGAUUCUGAAGGAUGUGACAACUGCUGAUAGUGGAACAUACAGGUGCCAUGUUAAAAUAGCAGAAACGAAUUCAUCGAAAUACAUCACCAUCAAUCUGAGUGUUUCUCCAGUAAUAAAAAGCAUUCCAGUUAAGCCUGGACAGAACAUCACUCUGCCGUGUCGAGCUCCAAACAACAACAAAUGUGUAAAGUGGAGCAGAGCUUUCCUAAAGACAAAAAAUGUCUUUUUGUACCGGGAUGGUCACUUUGUUCCAGACAACCAGCAUCCAUCUUUUAAGAACCGGGUGGAUCUGCGAGACAGACAGAUGAAGGAUGGAGACGUGUCUUUGAUUCUGAAGAAUGUGAACACUGCUGACACUGGAACAUACGUGUGUCGUAUCCUUAUGGAAGAAACACGCUCAUGGAAGCCCAUCAGCAUCAUCUACCUUCAUGUUGUUCCUCCAGGUCGAUCAGGAGGACAGGGUGGAUCUAUUGGACUGAUAAUUGGUUUGGUAGUUGCUGCUGUGGUUGUUUCUUCUUGUUGUUAUUUCUGUUGCUGCAGAAAAACAAGUUAGGACUCAUAGCAGCUUCCCAGUCAAAUCUGAAGAUUAUCUUCGGAACAGAGCACAACCGCGAGUCAGAUGAUCUAAACAGACAAAUUCUAAGGUCAUACUUUUGUUUUCUUUUCCUAUGUGAAAGAGAUUGAGAUCAUUUUAUGGGUAAUGUGAUACAGUUUAUUCAAACAGAGUAGAGUCUGAUUCUCCUUCAACCUUGAUCAGAUUAGUCUCAGUAUGUGAGACUAGCUAAGAUAAGAUAAGAUAAGAUAAGAUAAGAUAAGAUAAGAUAAGAUAAGAUAAGAUAAGAUAAGAUAAGAUAAGAUAAGAUAACCUUUAUUAGUCCCACACGUGGGAAAUUUGUUGCUGGGGAGGAAUGUAAGACAGAUGAAGGUGUGAAAGCCUUUGGCCAAUCUCCAGGCGUGAUCUGACAUAAGAGAAAUGAUUUACAUAUGCUUUGAUUCAUAAACACAGCAUCAUAACUUAGCUUUUUUAUUUGGACUAUAAUUCACACUUAAAUCUUUUAAUCUGCUCAUUCAUUUUAUGUAUGAAUUCUGCUUGUGCUUACUGACCUCGAACCAAUUGAAUGUGGUACACGGUGCUUUGGUAAGCUACAAAGCUGAAUUCAUUUCUGUGCGAAAUCCCAGAAAUAAAUGUUGUAAUAAAUGAUGUAAAUCCAAGCCCAUUAUGUAUU